Messenger RNA from Talaromyces atroroseus, 723 nucleotides. RefSeq lists its product as hypothetical. The transcript has 3 exons. The record is from RefSeq and is a predicted model, not a curated record. NCBI's taxonomy places the organism in Eukaryota, Fungi, Ascomycota, Eurotiomycetes, Eurotiales, Trichocomaceae. Bases 1 to 723 code for a protein of 240 amino acids.
AUGGACGAAAUUGAGAGCGAGAGGGACUCCGAGAUUGAGACUGACAGCGAGACCGAAAAUGAGAAUGUAAGCGAAAUGGAGACAGAUAUUGAUGGUGAGGCCGAAGCCGAGGAGGAGAAUUGCGUGUCAAGCGAGUACAUGCAAGCCCUUUACAAGGAGUACAGCAUCUUCAAAGGCGUCCGAUGCGCGCGCGACAUGUGGCUGAACGUUCUCCUGCGUCACUUUCGAAGUGAAGAAAACUGCGGCAUCAGUUUCCAGUGCGACUUCCAGAACUAUGUCACUGCUCCAGAGCGUCCUGUGUUUGUAGCACACGUUGUCAACAUGACCGAGCCUUCUAUUGAAGGCGCGACUCGAGUUGUGAUAGCCAUGUUGGAGGGGGGCUGUGAGUGUGUUGACGAGAACACGCGUCCACCCUUUCAGGAAUCUGACAUGGUGGUAUGGAAGAAAUUCACGGAUGAGGUUUCUGAGUACCUUUUGAAACUUCGUGGUCGUAUUGUGCGUCAGGACGGAGAGGAGGAGGUGGUGGUGGUAAGGGGGAAGACUUUGUAUGCUAUCACGAUAGCUGGCAUGUUGGCCAAGUUCUAUGCUCUGGAGCCUGAUAGUGAGUGCCUGAUGGAUUGUUCGGGGACGAAUGGCGAGUAUUUUGAUGUCUUUGAGGAUAUUUCUGCCAUUGAUAUGAUUGCGGAGGAGAUUGCUUUGGAGAGACAGCCGCCAAAGGCUUGA